CGCUUCAGCAGUUGCAACGUUGAGCUCCUAUCGUCACCAUGUCGCGUCGCGAGGAGUCUCAACCCACGCGCGAGUAAAUUCAGCAUCCCUUAGUUUUUCGUCCAGUUUCUACUUAAGUCGUUCUCUUUAAUACCGUGUUGGUUUCAGUUUGUUUCGAGCUUUUUUGGAUACCAGACGUGACGUUUUUCGAACCAGGAUUGAGCUGUAGUUGUGCAUUCAUUUCGAAGAGGGCUCAUCCAUCUAAUCUCUUCAAACAUGCUGCCGGAAUCAACUCGAGGGUUGAAAGGAACUCCAUAGUGCUUGUGUCUGCAAUAAACGAUAAAAUUUGAACUCCAUAGUGCUUGUGUCUGCAAUAAACGAUAAAAUUUAUAGAGUUUAUUCGUGAAAUAUAUUUGUGAUCGUUCGCAAAUACCGCUGUCUUCCAAUUUUUGGACCAUUUCCUCAUAGCUUUCAAAAAGGUCAAACAAUGGUCAGUACGCAAUGUGACGGGUGCCUGUCGCGUUGGAGUGUAUCUAUUUCGUCCUAGUUCGUUAACCUAUCCGAUCAGUGUGGUGGCGUAUCGCUAUUAAAUUCCUAUUCAAUCUGAAAUUCUUGCAUAUAAACGGUUUCAUCUCAGAAUCGCGGAAUUGUUCUCAGUAGACCACCACAUUUACUCUCGCUCAUUUUGGUGAUUCUAGUUCGCAGCUCUACUGUUCUUCGUCCGAGAAGUCUUCUACGAAAGAAGCACCGUGUUCAGCACGCAACCCGGUAUAUUUUUCUCGUUAUGUAAUUACAGCCAGACAUUUCAAAAACGCCUUGACAUUGUUUCUCUAUUUUAAUCGAACCGAUCAGGAUUAAUUUAUUCCCUUAAAAUACGUCAAAUUUUUGCCGGGCUUUGCCGCGAGUUAUGUGUAACCAGAGUUGGUCCGACCUGCCGACUUCGUGCUCAUUCGCCGGUUUUUUCGCUUACUUCACUUUCAAUCUGCUCCACGAAUAAUAGUGAAACCCGUAACGCACUCCUCAAUUAAAAGUGUAUCUGCUGUGCGCCUAACGAAACGCGACUGUGUUGAUGUGCUAAUCCAAUGGUAACCAUGUGUUUGUGCGGCCCGUAACUAGUUGCCCCCAACCCAGAACACUAAAAUGAAAAUUUCGUUGUGAGGAAUCCUCAGAAAUCAAUCUCGGGAGUCUUAUCGUUCAUUUUUUCCGACAGGUAAUCGCCUUCAUUUUCUCGUGAUACUGCUUGUUUUGCCCCGGAAUUAGUUUAAUUGCCUACCUGACCCGAAAGCAACCGAGGGCAUGAAAAUAAAAAUAUCAAACUAAGCGCUCAGAAUAAUACCGCGCCUUCGUUUGCACGUGAUACUGCACACAUUUUCCUUCAGCUCCUUUACUUGCCUGGUCGACCCAAACCCUCAUUUUAAGCGAUUCUAGGCAUCCAUCGAGAGCGCCUUUAUUUUCACGUGAUACUGCACGCUUUGCCCAGCGGAUAUUUUGGUUGCCUAGUCAACCCAGAUCCUCAUUUUAAGUGAUCCUAGGCCUUCAUUGAGAGCGCCUUCAUUUUCACGUAUUACUACAAGCUUUGCCCGGCGGAUAUUUUGGUUGCCUAGUCGACCCAGACCCUCAUCUUCAGUGAUCCGAGGCCUCCAUCGAGAGCGCCUUCAUUUUCACGUGAUACUGCAAGCUUUGCCCGGCGGAUAUUUUGGUUGCCUAACCAACCCAAGCCCGAAUCAAAGCACGGAAAUGAAGAUUUCGCAUUGAGGCAUCCGCAGAAAAAACCACGAAGAGCUCUCAAAACUAACACGAUCGCACGAUGGCGUUCCUGAAUUACAGUCUGGCCGGGAGCGCGUACCAGAACGCUCCGAUCGACUACGGGGUGAGUCAGCCUCUGCCGUUCACACCACCCCCAGCGGCCUACGACAACGGUUUCCAGCAGGCGCCUCCGAGGCCUACCCCACUGCCGGUGCCACCGCAGAUCCCCCAGUUCCGGACGCCGAGCCGGGAUGUUCCGGGGCCCGAGCCCGGUGGCUCGAACCGGUCGAGCACGUUCCAGCGGGCCAAGGCGGCCAUCCCGACCGGAUUCUACAAGCAGAUCUCACCCGGCGGCGGGUCCAAGACUUCGGUCCACGCUGUCAUCGACUACGACGACGACUUCGGUGAGGGUGACCUCGGUAACGGGGUAGGACCCGGCCCUGGUGGACCCAUCGCCCUCCGUGGCAACUCCACGCCCGUCGUCCCUAGGUACGCCUAUGAUGUCUACAACACCAACGGAACUCUCAUACAGAUCCCUAUACUAUGGACAGCGCUGUCCCUUGCCCUAGGCUACGAAGUUAGAGGAGACUUAAUACGAGGACUACCAUGUAUCAAACGCAACCAUCAGCUAUUCUGUCCCACAGCAGGAAACAGAUACCCGGCGGAGGAGAUCGAGAGAUUCAUCGAUGAGAACAAGGCCCUGGUGAAGCGGAUGUAUGGGGAGUUCGAGUCGACCCCGUACGGACAGUCGGCGUCGCAACCCUCGCCCGGGCAGGAAACGUUCGAGCCGUACCCCCGGACCAAGAGGAAAACAGGGACGAAAUGGAAGUCGGACGCCGACUGGGGCGGGACGCCGGCGCCCGGGCCGGACAUCCAGGGAUCCAGUCCCGCCGACGCCAAGUCGCGAUACUCCAGGCAGGCCCCCAAAAACCCACCCAAAGACGACUCCGGCAGAGUUGACGCUUGUCAAUCGAAGCUAGAAAUCAUCACUCCAUAUUGGGCGUCCAAUAGUGCGGGCAAGGUGCGCGCUAUCGUAAACACUCAGCACUUCGAGCAGUCAGUUCACCAAGAAACAUGCUCGAGAGCAUCAACUGGGCGGUGCGCGAAGGACUGCGGAUGCGAACAAAAAUACAAGUGGCACCGGCUAAUGGCUUAUGAUCCCGACAAUGACUGCAAAGGCAUCUUCAUGGAUUGGUUCCUCUUCCCGUCUUGCUGUGUUUGCCGCUGCAACCCACUGUAGAUACUAGUUACCAUAAACACCUACCAACUAUUGAUCAAUCUUUGUUCCUGUCACUCUCUAUUGCACUUGAAAUGAAAAUUUGUGAAUAAAAUCCAUUUUAAUCA
This is a messenger RNA of Bemisia tabaci, 3069 nucleotides long. RefSeq names its product Spaetzle domain-containing protein 3. Gene Ontology annotation, cellular component: extracellular region. Gene Ontology annotation, molecular function: Toll binding; growth factor activity. Gene Ontology annotation, biological process: central nervous system formation; innate immune response. The record is from RefSeq and is a predicted model, not a curated record. Lineage: Eukaryota; Metazoa; Arthropoda; Insecta; Hemiptera; Aleyrodidae.